AGCUCGUUACCAAACUGCUACUUAAUUGAUUGCAGCCCAAUGCAGCCACCAGUCUAUUGAGCUGGUGCACAACUAAUGCUGCAAACUGUUUGAUUUUGCCUUGAUUGGAGCGCUUUGUAAAUAUAUAUGGCCUAAAAGUGCCUUUAUGGCAACAUUAAUGACACCUAAUUGCAGAAAAAUUAUUCCAAGUAGGGACUAAAAAACUCUAGAAAUAUGCUUUAUGGUUUCCUUAAACUGCGAAGACACAGAUGUUGCCGUGAAGAUUUUCUAUUUGCUUACCUUGCAGUAAAUUGCUUAUUCGUUGCAAUCAAAGGUCAGUUUCAGACAUAUAACCAACCGAUAACUGGAAUGGUCAAUGAAGAUGAAUUCAAGAAAGAACUUUGCAGGGAAAGAUGGCGCAGGCUUGACUGGCAGUCGAUUCUACAGCCUUGCUUUCAAAGAACAAAGUUUGGGGAGAACCUGCUUCCCAGUAGCUUGCGUACAAACGCUUUUACUAGUAGGAUAUGGAACAUGAACAUAAAGAAAGCUGGGGAAUACAGCAAAUUGACUAUACAAACUGUCGACCAAUUUGGUUUGCCAAAGACAUUUGGAGGAGAUACUUGGAGAGUAUUAAUAACAGGGCCCUCAUCCAUGCAGCCGUUUGUGCAUGACAUGAAUAAUGGUUAUUACGAAAUUCCUUUCUUAAUAUUGGAACCGGGAAAAUAUAGAGCAGAUAUUUACCUCGAAGGUACUCUGUGUAGUCAGUAUUUUGAUCCACCAGCAGAUUGGUUUCAGAAAGGCGACUAUAAUGGACAUUUUCAAGAGCCACAUAUGUUUGCCAGUCACUUUGGAUGGUCGAAAUUAUUAAAAGAGAGAUUAUGGGAGAAACUUGGUGGAAAUUUUUCAGUGAUAAAUUUUGAAGUAUACCCUAAAGAUGAAGCACGUUAUAUGGCUAACAUGGCUAAACUUCAAGACUGGCAAAAGGUCUGUCAAAUACCAGAUAAAUGCAAUUUCAUAUGGGAUGGCUUUGGGCGAUGGGUUGGCACGACUUGGAAGCCUUAUAAUGAAAAUGAGGGAAUGGAUAAAAGACCGGAAUGGAAAUAUAUUUUGAAAGCUAAAAGGAGAAAAAGGGGAACACUCUGGCUAUAUGGAGAUUGCUUUGCUCAUCAUUUCUUUGAAAUGGUCUGGAAUAAAACACUAUGCAGAAGUGUAUUCGAGAAAUGUGGAGAGACCUACAACUGGGUUUACCCACGACUACACCCCGUACACGAACUCGACCCGUCCAUCCAUCGAAAGGAUCCCAGUGACUUUUCAAUAAGCAAAGUAAUCUCUCACUUGGAGGCAGUCCUCGACAGAGAUGACAUGGAUGAGGAUAGUGCCUUGAUCAUAAAUUACGGUCUUCAUUUAGUUCGUUCAACCAGUUUUGAAAAUUAUCAAAAACUCAUACAACAGCUGAUUGAGGACUUCGCUAAUUAUGAUGGCGAGGUUGUGUGGCGAACUACAACAUCUAUAUGGAGGCAACAGUUGAAAGUUCAUAAGAGAUUUCAGACUAACCAGCGCGCGGAGCUUUUCAAUGCCUUCGCAAAUUCCGCCAUGUGCAAUGCUGGUAUACCCAUUCUUGAUGUGUUUCCGAUAACAGCCUCGACAUGGAAACAACCUGAAGAUGGUAUCCAUUACGAGAUUUCAUUACUAAAACCGGUUGAUAACGCAUUAAUAAAUUAUUUUAAAGAUGACGCAGAAGAAAAAAGAUAAUCAACUUGUAGUGUUUGUAUAUGAUUUUUUUUCAUUGUGAGCACACUCAAAAAACCACUUCAUUCCGGAUCACUGGGGCUGACGUAUAGCUUUCCUCAGGGUGGCUAAAAACUUCAAAUGUAAAUGUUGGCAUGAAAAUUAAUGUUUACCAUUUGCUUGGAGAUUGUGAUGAAUUCUUAUCUCAAUUAUUGACAAUUAAAUGCAUAAAAUGUUUUUACAGAAAAUCUCUACUUCCAAAAUCACCUUUCAUGAUUUGCCGUCUUUAAAAUCGAAAAAAUAUGCUAGAUUUUGUUUUUUACCGAAAAUCAUUUUUCCAUAAAAUAGCUGCCAGGGGUGGCUGAGCCCCCUUUAAAAACCCCAAUAAGGCUGGAGCACCCAAGCCCCUUUGAAGAAGGCGCCUAUGCUUUAGGGUUUAGGGCAUAUUUAUCAAAAUGGUUUCUGAUAUAAGGUACUGUAUAAGAAGACAAAUCUUAAUUUUCCCUGUGUU
This is a messenger RNA of Rhopilema esculentum, 2218 nucleotides long. RefSeq lists its product as uncharacterized. Lineage: Eukaryota; Metazoa; Cnidaria; Scyphozoa; Rhizostomeae; Rhizostomatidae. The record is from RefSeq and is a predicted model, not a curated record.